AUGGGCAACUGGGUCGAGAACUUCUGGAUGCCGUUCGACCUGGCGGAGCCGGACUGUUCGCGGGACCUCGACGACUUCUCGGAGAAACUGGGCGGCGACUACGCGGCGGCGCUGCCCGUCGCGACGUGCGACGGCACCGACAUCGCGGUCGUCGGCGAGGCUUCGGAGAGUUGCGAGCUCGGCGCGACGUGCGACGACUGCGCGGCCUACGAGAUGAUGAUGGGCUGCGGCGGCGCGGAGUGCCCCGCGGCCGCCGAGCUCUGGGAUGGCAUCAACGUGGGCAUGCACGAGGCCAUGGCGCUGGACUUUAGCGGCGACCCGUCGCUGGACUUCGUGCGCGGCAUGAUCCCGCACCACGAGGGCGCGGUCGCCAUGUGCGACGCGCUGCUCAAGAAUCUCACGUGCGCGACGAACGACGACGACCUCGACGGGCUCGUCAUGUUCUGCAACGAGGUCCACUACUCGCAGGACAUGGAGAUCGCGGGCAUGCGGCGCUGGCUCGACGCGCGCGGGGACGACGAGGCCGCGUCGUGCGACGGCGAUCCCGCCGCGACGUCCGACGGCUGCGGCGCCAUCGCCGCGAACGCGUCCGCCGCGUCCGUCGAGGCGAACCGCGAGAUGCACGCGGGCAUGGCCGUCGACGUCGGCUGCGACCACGCCGUCGACUUCUCCCGCAUGAUGAUCCCGCACCACUCGGGCGCGGUCCGCAUGUGCGAGAUCCUCCUCGAGCACGAGCCGGACGUCGACGAUUAUUUGGAAAAUCUCUGUGCCAACAUCUCGCGCACGCAGCGGGCGGAGGUCGCCUGGCUCUACUACUGGCUCGAGGGCCGGGGCCUCGAUAUCGCGGCGCCCUGCGAGGCCUGCGACGACGACCCGGGGCAGCCGGAGCGGCCUUGCGAGGACAUGCUGUCCUCGUCGCUGCUCUGCAGCGUGCGGAGGGAUGCGGUGAGUUGCGACUGCGCCGCGCUCACGUCGCAGCGCGCCUGCGACGACGUCCUCGAGGAGACGCAGACGCUCGUGAGCGCCGAGUGCGAGCGCAGCUGCGGGCUCUGCCCGGACGAGCACGCGCCCCUCUUCUUCGACGCCUGUCCAAACGGGGCCGACGACGACGGCGGCCACCACCACCACCACCACCACGCCGACGACGACGACGUCGUCGCGGACGUCGCGGACGUCAGCGGAGCGGCCGCGGCGUCGCUCGCGCGCGGCGCCGCGCUCGCCGCGCUCCUCUUAAUUGCGAGAUGA
Messenger RNA from Aureococcus anophagefferens, 1245 nucleotides. RefSeq lists its product as hypothetical. Bases 1 to 1245 code for a protein of 414 amino acids. Lineage: Eukaryota; Pelagophyceae; Pelagomonadales; Pelagomonadaceae. The record is from RefSeq and is a predicted model, not a curated record. The transcript has a single exon.